This is a messenger RNA of Plenodomus lingam JN3, 531 nucleotides long. RefSeq lists its product as uncharacterized. The record is from RefSeq and is a predicted model, not a curated record. Lineage: Eukaryota; Fungi; Ascomycota; Dothideomycetes; Pleosporales; Leptosphaeriaceae.
AUGCGUUUCUCCAUCAUUGCUCUUCUGGCCGCUGGCGCCCUUGCUGCACCCGUCGUUGAACGGCGCACUUUCCCAACUCCCGAUGGAUCAAAGGCUCCAGGUGAUGUUACGCCAACCUGGCCUAUGGGUGCACCACGACCCUCUGGAUCCUGGCCCGUCGGUGCACCACGGCCCACUGGCGGUUCAAUGGGCCCAGGAGGCUGGGGAAAGCCCAUGCCUUCCCCUUCCCCCAAGCCGUCCAAGGGUGGUAAGGGCGACGACGACAAAGAUGACAACGAUAAGCAGGCCAAGAAGGAGAGGGAGAAGGCCGAGAAGGAGAGGAAGAAGAUUGAGAAGGAGGCUAAGAAGGCUCAGGAGAAGGCUGAGAAGGAGCAGGAGAAGGCUCGCAAGCAGCAGGAGAAGAACAACAACGGUGGCAGCAAGGACGACAACAGCGGCGGCAGCAAGGGCAGUGGCAGCAAGGACGACAACAGCAGUGGCAGCAAGGACAGUGGCAGCAACGGCGACAAAGACAACAGCGGCAGCAACUAA